CUCCCGCACGGGGAUACGGUUUUCACUAUGUCAAGUAUCGAAGCAGCGCGAUGGCUCCUCAAGCCCACGGUCGCCAAGCCGUUCGCGCGCAAGAUGGGGAUGGCGGCGCAGGUGGUCGAACGCACGUACAGGCUGGUCGCCGAGCAUGUCCCAGUCUCGUUCGACCCGCGCGACACGGCAUCCCUGCGAGCGGUCGAGGUCGCCCACAAGCUCAAGACGGGGACGCUGGGCCGUGCGAAGUGGAUCAAGCCCAUGGAGCGGCGCUUCCCGGGACAAAGAACGGCACACCUUAUGCUCACGGUAACAGGCAUCGAGCAAGCGAACAUCGCGCUG
Messenger RNA from Trametes versicolor FP-101664 SS1, 333 nucleotides. RefSeq lists its product as uncharacterized. NCBI's taxonomy places the organism in Eukaryota, Fungi, Basidiomycota, Agaricomycetes, Polyporales, Polyporaceae. The annotation marks the transcript as partial. The record is from RefSeq and is a predicted model, not a curated record. The transcript has a single exon.